CACAAAAGUGCUCGCUCAAAAAAUAUUUGUUUACUUAUCAGCUUUAAGUUAAAUAAUAAAUAUAAAUAGUUUAAACAUAUCUAUAGUUACAUUAAUAAUUAUAGUGAUUACAAUUAGUUCGUGUUAAUGUUUUCUUUUGAGAUUUGAGAUUGCUUAGUUUGUUAUUAUGACUUUUAAAAGUGACCCUCGAAAUCGCAUGUCAGAAGAAUUUCAACUGUUGGCCGAGGAAAAAUGGAUUAUAGAAACGCUCAAUAAACUAAAGCAGCAACGGAAUUCUUUACAGAUAGAGAGACUCCAAUUAGAGAGUUUGAAGGCGAAAUUCAGGCCGAGUUCUAUCCUGACAAAGCCAUCAGUGCCCCAAGUGUCUGUUCCAGAACAACCUGCACCCUCAAAGUCUGCAGUCAACAUAGUGCAGAUUGUCACUAUAAAGCCUGCUGACAACAUUGCAACUGUUGAGAAACGGCUUGACGAUGAGACUUGCAAUGAUGAGGAACUUAACUUGGUUGUCACUAAUCCUAUUUUUAACCGACAUCAAAACACAGACUUCAACAUCGAGGAAGAUGAAGAGGAAGAGUUUGAUAACACAGACUUCUAUAUAGAUAUGAACAUGUUUAUGAACGGGGAGUUGGAGGACUGAUACCACCAGUACUGACAAAAGUUCAAGCAAACUUAUCAGUCACACACACUGUUUAGAAUUGUGCACAAAUAGGUACACUUUUUGACAGUUCUUCUGUCACUUCUUGGUGGAGUUGUGUAUGUGUCAAAUGAAAAGAAAGUGCAACUGAAGAACCAUAUAUUAAUUUACUCUUUGUGAAGAACUGAACAGAAAAUGCUGUUUUUCCAUAUUGUCAUUGGUGAAAUUAUUUCAAAAUAUUUGCAAUAAAAGUGCCAUAGACAAGAAAGAUGUGUGACUUUGAUAACUGGAACAGGAUGUUAAUUGUACCGUACUGGCAAUUUUGUAAUUCAUAAUAAAUACGUAUUUACAAAA
Molecule: messenger RNA, 988 nt
Organism: Bicyclus anynana (squinting bush brown)
Lineage: Eukaryota; Metazoa; Arthropoda; Insecta; Lepidoptera; Nymphalidae
Exons: 3
Coding region: 167-637 (156 amino acids)
Biological process (GO): transcription by RNA polymerase II; transcription initiation at RNA polymerase III promoter
Cellular component (GO): nucleus
Source: RefSeq, a predicted model, not a curated record